AUGACUUUACUGUCAUUCUGUAGUCUUUGGUGCUCCACCUGCCUAUGUUUUUACUAUUGCGUGAAGAUCGCUAAUUUCAGUGGGGCGCUCUUCCAAAAGCUCAAGACAAAGCUGCCAAGAAUGGUACCAUGGAUGUUAAUACUCUCCUUUGCUAUGUCUUGUUCUGCCGGCAUACCAGCUUACUGGGACCUAAACAUGGCAGUUUCCUCUGUCGCUACUAAUUUUACAAGUAACAUAACAUUAGCACUUUCUUUCGACGUUAAGAGCAGGUGUGGUUGUCUUUUUCAGAUGUACAUGUUUUUUUCCAGUGUGGCGUUCGCCAUUAUUUUUUUUACAGCUGGGGCAAUCAUCACAUCUCUCUGCAAGCAUAUGAUGAGGAUGAAACAGAACAGUGAAGGUUCUGGCACUGGGAAAAUAAAUUCUCACUUAUCAGCUGCAAAAACGGUUACCUCUCUGUUACUUAUUUACUUAAUAUUCUAUGCAGCUUUAAAUUUUAUAUUUAAUGGAUCCUCUUCAGAAGUAGGCAGUUUAUUCUAUUCUCUCUGCUUCAUUGUGGCUGCUAGUUUCCCAACAAUAAACUCCUUAAUUUUGAUCAUGGGGAACAGGAAACUUACAAAUGCUUUUAAGAAAAUGUUGGGUAUAAAAUCUGUUUCUGGUGGUAACAGUGAAGUUACUGGAUCCUAAUUUGUA
This is a messenger RNA of Rana temporaria (common frog), 690 nucleotides long. RefSeq names its product taste receptor type 2 member 39-like. NCBI's taxonomy places the organism in Eukaryota, Metazoa, Chordata, Amphibia, Anura, Ranidae. Gene Ontology annotation, biological process: sensory perception of taste; G protein-coupled receptor signaling pathway; detection of chemical stimulus involved in sensory perception of bitter taste. The transcript has a single exon. The record is from RefSeq and is a predicted model, not a curated record. The coding region runs from base 1 to 684 and encodes 227 amino acids. Gene Ontology annotation, cellular component: membrane. Gene Ontology annotation, molecular function: G protein-coupled receptor activity; bitter taste receptor activity.